AUGUUACAGUGGACAUCCUUCGUUCAGAAGGCGCAGAGCCUGAUUGAUCCCGCCAACUUCAACAUUCCCGUCCUAUCCACGGCCGACCAUAAUCCCUCGAAGGCCUCGCUGUUCCGCCAACAAUUCCGCCUCCCUGAUUCCCAGAACCCACUGCAAGAGAUUACUGCUGAUCUCGUUCUGCCGCUUCCGAACUCAUCGGCGAACCAAGGCGAUGGGUCACGCAAGGCUGACCGGGCCGGAAAUAGAUACAACGGGCGCCUUCAUCUGAGUGAGCGGUUUAUCUGCUUUUCCACCCAGCCGACAAGCUUUGUUUCCUCUGCUACGACAAGUGCUUCAACCACGUGGACCGGCCAGACUCAUGGAACUGGUCCGUCGGGCAAUGGUUUCAUCCUUCCUCUAUCGUGUAUCCGACGAGUCGAGCGUCUCCAUAGCGCCAGCCAUGUCUUCUCCCUGGCGCUCACAACCUGGAAUGGUCUGCUCAACAAGCAGCAAGAAACCAACUUCGCGCCUCAGCGACUCAUCUUGCAGCUUGUCGGUAGCAGACAGGCUUGCGAACGAUUCUGUGACACAUUGAAGAAAGGUCUGCGGGAAGGAAUGAAAGAGGUUGAAAGCCUUCGGACUGUCGUCAACGAUUGCUACUCGGAAUACUUGCUGUCAGGUGCAAAGGGAAAGGGCCAGGAUGGUGCUGACGCCGACGCCCGUCAACCCCCAGAUGCGGGACUGGGCUUGAUUUUCCGCUAUCCUGGCGAUGCACAAAAUGGCCGCAAUGCUACGCUGGUUCGCCAACCAACCUUCCACAAGCUCAUUAGAGUCGGUUUACCGAAUCGCUUGCGCGGUGAAAUCUGGGAGCUUACAUCUGGCUCUCUCUUCCUUCGUCUGCGGUCUCCCAAAUUAUAUCAGGAGACAUUGGCCAAGUUUGAGGGGCAAGACUCCCUUGCUAUCGACGAAAUCGAGAAAGACCUGAACCGCAGUCUGCCAGAAUAUCCUGGCUUCCAGAGUGAAGAGGGUAUUGGCCGCUUACGACGAGUUCUCACUGCGUACAGUUGGACCAAUGCAGAAAUUGGGUAUUGUCAGGCCAUGAAUAUUGUGGUUGCUGCACUGUUAAUCUAUAUGUCAGAGGCUCAGGCAUUCUUCCUUCUCUCUGUCUUAUGUGAUCGUCUCCUCCCCGGUUAUUACUCAACAACCAUGUACGGCACACUGCUGGAUCAAAAGGUGUUCGAGUCAUUGGUUGAGAAAACAAUGCCGGUUCUCUGGGAGCACCUGACCAAGUCUGACGUCCAACUCUCUGUGGUCUCAUUGCCCUGGUUCCUUUCUCUCUAUAUCAAUUCUAUGCCUCUUGUCUUUGCUUUCCGCGUCUUGGAUGUUUUCUUCCUGGAAGGACCGAAAGUUCUCUUCCAGGUUGGUCUUGCCAUUCUUCGGGUCAACGGCGAAGAGCUUUUGGAGACUCAGGAUGAUGGUUCUUUCAUUUCUGUCUUGAAAUCAUACUUCUCACGUUUGGAUGAGUCUGCCCACCCGAGAUCAGAGAACCCCAAGCUCCGGGCCAUUACCCGAUUUCAGGAAUUGAUGGUGGUUGCUUUCAAGGAAUUCUCAGGCAUCACUCACAGUACCAUCACUGAAACGCGUGAAAAGCAUAAGGGUGCUGUGUUGGAGAACAUCGAGACCUUUGCCAAGCGGACUUCUAUCCGCAAUCUUGGUCCAGAGAGCAAGCGCCUGAGCAUAGAUGACCUCGGCACAAUCUACGACCGCUUCUACGAAACUCUGUAUCAAUGGGAACAACACCAGAGAGUUAUUGAGGAGGAACGCAGGCGGCAAGAGAGGAAGAAAUCCGAACGCCUCUCCAUGCUCGCCCCUCCUACGGAUACACAAAUCGGCCGUGUAGGCCUUGGACCCAGCCCUACACAUAUGGACUAUGAUGCUUUCCGGGAGUUUUUGGCUGCUACCUCUAAGUGGGCGGUGGCUGAUUCCCCUGGGCCAUCGAGGAAUGCAUCUUCGUCAGGAAAGUCAGCACUGUGGGCGAACCGCCAACAGCCAGCUGACCAUGAGUUCAUGCAACGACUCUAUCGCAAGUGGGCCACUGAUCCUGAAGAAGGGUUGAACCUCCAGAAUGUCGUGAAUGGUCUAGCGCGUCUCAAGGGAUCACCUGACAUUAUGAACAACAUCAACUACUUCUUCGACUUAUACGAUGACGAUGGCAAUGGCCAAGUCGAUCGUGAAGGGAUACUCAAAAUAUCCGAGGCGCUUUUGUUCCUUUCUCGACGAGGAUUUGAGGGCACUAUUACUGCAACUCAAUCUGUGGAGGACCUGAAUACGCCCAGAGAUCGCGAACUUGCCGAGAAUUCGCUCACUACCGACGAGAAGUUCCUUGGUAGUGUCAGUGCAUUCAUCCGUCGCUGCUUCGAAUAUGCCGAUCCCAGCCACCCUGAGAACCAAAAGGGUGCCCAACAAGAUGCCACAGAAGAAGCAACGGAGAAGCUAGACUCAUUCGCUAUCGGCGACGAUGACGAUGACGAAGGAGAGGAUCUCAUUGAUAUUGAUGAUGGAGACUCCAAGUCCAACAAGUCUCCAGCACCAGACGCAACACUCCAAUCAGCACAGUCCAGCACCGCCGAGUCAAACAGUCACGACCAUAACCGCUCAGCAUCCGAGUCUGCCAACCCAGCUCUCGACCCCAACAAUCCUCUGCACAUCACACUCCCCACUUUCCGAAUGGUCGUCCUCGCCGACGAGCUCCUAGAGAAAUUCUUCGAAUCCUACUUCCCUCAAUCCUUCCACCUCUCUGACCAUCCCCACCCAGCCGCUCUUGCCGCCUCUUCCUCGCUCUCCUCCAACCUCACUACCUUCUCCAACCUCGGCAGCAUCCGUUCCUCCGGACUCGCCGGCUCCUCGGCGGCCCCAGUGGCUGGCGCCUCAGGUGGCAUCGUGCCUCCAGGCAAAGGCCUCCGUGGCGUACUGGACAACAUCGUCACAGACGGAAUCCGCAUGGCAGCCGAAGUCAAAAAGAGAAUGGACGACGCCCAGCGCGAACUGGAGCGGAACGCCCUCGGCCGCGAGGAAGAAGACGAUGAAGAGGAUGAUGAGGACUACCCACGCCGUGAGAAUAGCGCCGCUGUCAUGGCUGGCGGAAUCUCCAGCUGGGGCGCGGGCGCAUAUGGCGCAGACACUGAACGCCGCAGCGUCGUCCGCGAUGCUGACCGUGAUCUCCUUGAAGGAGCUGAGGUUCUUAGCGUCCGCGGUAAGGAUGAGAGUACAUCCCUUCUGGACGGGAAGCAAGACACAGACUCUGGGCCCAGCAAGGCCUCCGACAGUGCUGCUAGUUCCAAGAGCCAUGGUUCGCCUACUGACCAUGAUGGCGAGGUCAUUAGCAAGAUCGUCGAGUUCGAGUCGUGA
Messenger RNA from Penicillium arizonense, 3387 nucleotides. Its product is annotated as GTPase-activating protein. The record is from RefSeq and is a predicted model, not a curated record. The coding region runs from base 1 to 3387 and encodes 1128 amino acids. The transcript has 3 exons. NCBI's taxonomy places the organism in Eukaryota, Fungi, Ascomycota, Eurotiomycetes, Eurotiales, Aspergillaceae.